AUGCUGGACAGCGCGAUGAACAGUCGGCUCUUGAUAACCACCAGAAAGGAAGAAGUCUCCAAGGGGAUGAAAAGCUUCAAGACAUACCAGAAGCAGGUGCUGUCCACAAACGACGGGUGGGAGAUCCUCCGCACUGCGUUGGGCAAUUCAGUCGCUCAGGAGAGGCUUCAGGAGUUUCGGGAAAUCGGCAUGGAGAUUGUGGAGAAAUGCGGGGGCCUUCCUCUGGCCGUCAACGUCGUUAUAGGAGUUCUUAUAUCCAAGGAACUUCGUAUUGAUGUUUGGGAGGCCAUCCGCAGGAAGCUAUCUUCGAAAGCGCCGAUAGACGAGGGCGAGAGUUCGGAUCAGGUGAUACCGGCUCUGUCUCUGAGCUACGAAGACCUGCCUCCGAAUCUGAAGCAGUGCUUCCUCUACUGCUCCCUCUUCCCCCGACGACUUCAGGUUUCAAAGGACGAACCUCACUCAGAUGUGGGUGGCCGAAGGUUUCCUGCCGAAGAGCGAAGAGGACGACGCCCACGAAUACUUCACGCGGCUGAAGAGCAGGAGCCUUCUGCAAGAUGUGCCUGAAUAUGUUAAGGAAUCGGGCGGCAAGAUGCACGACGCCGUGAGAAACCUCGCCGUCCACGUCUGCAACAAAAAGUACCGGUUCCAACAAGACUCUAGCAAGCUCCCACCAGGCUCUCGUCAUUUGUCGUGCGUGAGGAAGGGCUUACUAGAGGCGCCGAGCUUGAAGGAGAUGGGGAAACGCGUGAGAACGCUGCUGCUCUUCAGGAAUCCAUCCAUUACUCGUCUGCCCGAAAAUUAUCUCGGGAAGCUCAGGCGUCUGCGCGUCCUGGAUCUCUCAUACACGGGGAUUGAGAGUCUGGACGACUCCAUCGGGAAACUUGUCCAUCUGAGGUCUGAACGUUUCCUACACCAAGCUGAAGGGGAUUCCAGACUCAAUCCAGAACCUGCGAAAUCUGCAGACCUUCAAGUUAACUGGCUGCGAUUCCUUGAAGAGGCUUCCGAAUGGGAUAUCUUGUCUUGUCAAUUUGACUGAUCUCGGAGUCGUUCCCGCGGCUGGCCAACUGGAGCAAAUGCCCGUUGGAAUGGGGAAUCUUGUAGAGCUGCGCAUACUAAAGGGCUUCGUGGCGAACGAUGUGACUCAGGGUGAGAACAACAUGAGGCAUUUGAAGGAAUUGGCCCAGCUCCGAGAUCUUGCCAUGUACAAGCUGGAGGCAGUGACAAGCAUGGCUAUGGCACAGGAAGCAGGGUUGAAAAACAUGCAGAAAUUGAAUAACCUUCGAUUGUCAUGCACUCCAAGGACAGACCUCCGUCGAGAGAAUCCGGAAAUACAAAGAAUUGAAUAUUCAUUUCAAGGUUUUUCGCCACCUUCAAGGUUAGAGGUCCUUCACAUCGAAUGGUUUUUUGGUUUGAGAUUUCCCGUCUGGAUCAAUAACAAUUCUCUCAGACACCUCCGAUGGUUGAGACUGGAAAACUGCAAAUUUUGCCAAGCGCUUCCUCCUUUAGGGAAGGCUGUCUGAGUUAAGAGUUCUCCACAUUAGGGGUCUUUCAUCAAUAUCUGCUAUUGGCACUGAGUGCUUUGGCGGUGAGACAGAAGCGAAAUCGUCCUUACCCAGAUUAGAGACGCUGUACUUUCGGGGCAUGUCCAAAUGGGAACACUGGUCGCGCUUAGAAUGCGGUGCACUGCCCGUUCUCAACAGCUUGCAUAUUGUCAACUGUCCAAAACUGAGAUCUCUUCCAGAGAGUUUAUGUCAUGCUACUUCUUUGAGGCAGUUGAAGAUUGAAGGUGCUGAUGUGCUCAAGGUCAUCAAGGAUCUCCCGUCAGUUACUGAAUUGAUGAUCUCGAAGAACAGGAAUCUGGAGGAGAUCUCCAAUCUCACACAACUGAAGACCAUGGAUAUCUGCAAUUGCCCAUCUAUAAUGCAGACCAACUUUCUUGACGUCCUAGCUCAUCUGAAGUUGGAUGAUUCCAACAUGGACACGCUGACCAUGUGGCUGACUCAAACCACUUCACUCCAAAGGCUAGAACUGGUAUGUAGCCUUGAUCUUCUAUGUCGUUUUUGCUUUGCUGAUGGUGAAGACUGGUGUAAGAUAAGCAACAUUCCUCGAAUCGAAGCCAAGUCCCGUGACGGGUCGAAAUACAUAUCCUAUGUGAAGAGCCCACACUCUUUCUCGAGCAACUUAACUGAAAAUAUCAAUUCGUCUGCCCUGGCCUAG
Molecule: messenger RNA, 2217 nt
Organism: Spirodela intermedia
Lineage: Eukaryota; Viridiplantae; Streptophyta; Magnoliopsida; Alismatales; Araceae
Source: the annotation of a GenBank genome assembly